GAGGAGCAGAGCCAGGGAGCCAUCUACACAGUGGAGUACGCCUGUAGUGCCGUGAAGAACCUUGUCGACAGCAGCGUCUACUUCCGCAGUGUGGAGGGCCUCCUCAAACAGGCCAUCAGCAUCCGGGACCACAUGAAUGCCACCCAGGGCCACAGCCCCGAGGAGUUGCCCCUGCCCUCCUCGGCCUGAUCCCAGAAGAGACUUGGAGGUGCUUUGGCCCCUCCAACCAGACCAAGGUUGCUCUGCCCAGCCUAGGACGAUGGGGAGGAAAAAAAUACAGAUCUCACGCAUUCUGGACCAAAGGAAUCGUCAAGUGACAUUUACCAAAAGGAAGUUUGGGCUGAUGAAGAAGGCCUACGAACUGAGCGUGCUCUGCGACUGUGAGAUUGCUCUCAUCAUCUUCAACAGCGCCAACCGCCUCUUCCAGUAUGCCAGCACGGACAUGGACCGUGUGCUCCUCAAGUACACGGAGUACAGCGAACCCCACGAGAGCCGCACCAACACCGACAUCCUCGAGACACUGAAGCGGAGGGGUGUGGGCCUCGAUGGGCCAGAGCUGGAGCCAGAGGAGGGGCCUGAGGGCCCGGGAGAGAAGCUUCGGAGGCUGGCAGGUGAUGGGGGUGAGCCAGCCUUGCCCCGACCCCGGCUCUAUCCAGCAGCCCCCGCCAUGCCCAGCCCAGACAUGGUAUAUGGGGCCCUGCCCCCACCAGGCUGUGACUCCAACGGGCUUGGGGAGGCCCUGCCGGCCCAGAGCCGCCCAUCCCCCUUCAGGCCAGCAGCCCCCAAAGCUGGGCCCCCGGGCUUGGCCCAUCCUCUCUUCUCACCAAGCCACCUUGCCAGCAAGACACCGCCACCCCUGUACCUGGCAGCAGACGGGAGGAGGCCAGACCUGCCUGGAGGCCUGGCAGGGGCCCGAGGGGGACUGAGCACCUCAAGAGGCCUCUACAGUAGCCUGCAGAGUCCAUGCUCGGCCGCAGCUCCAGGACCCUUCCCUUUCCUCCCAGCAGGCCCCCCAGAAUAUGGCCUGGGAGACCCCCCUCCGCCCCCCGGCUUGCUGCAGCCCCCUUCCCUGGCCCCCUGGCAGCCCUCGAGGGGUGAUGGGCCCCUAGCCGGCCUUGCCCAGCCCAGUGGGGGCCGCAGCCUGGGCGAGGAGGGUGCUCCAGCCCGCGGUGCCUCCCCACUGACCCCCCACGUCAGCAUCAAGUCCGAGCGCCUCUCGCCAGCACCCGGUGGCCCCGGCGACUUUUCCAAGACCUUCCCCUACCCCUUGCUCCUGGCCCGGCCUCUGGCAGAGCCCCUGCGGCCCGGGCCCCCGCUGCGCCGGCUUCCCCCUGCAGAUGGCUGGCCCCGGUAGUGGACCCGGGGGGUGGGGGUGGGGGUACUGGCCUUGACCCCCCCACCAGGCCGGGCGAGGGCACGAGGACUCCCAACCUCCCUCCGGGUGUCCUCAGAGAAGACCCAAUGGAUGUGACGCCUCCACGGUGGUCCUGGAGGAGGAAGGCUGGGCUGGAUCCAUGGUCCCGGCUCUGUCGCCCCUUCCUGAGUGUGUACCCACCAAUAAAGCACGUGGGCUCCAUGGAUGAA
Molecule: messenger RNA, 1584 nt
Organism: Myotis lucifugus (little brown bat)
Lineage: Eukaryota; Metazoa; Chordata; Mammalia; Chiroptera; Vespertilionidae
Product: myocyte-specific enhancer factor 2B
Exons: 11
Coding region: 137-1354 (405 amino acids)
Biological process (GO): positive regulation of transcription by RNA polymerase II
Molecular function (GO): protein dimerization activity; DNA-binding transcription factor activity, RNA polymerase II-specific; RNA polymerase II cis-regulatory region sequence-specific DNA binding
Source: RefSeq, a predicted model, not a curated record